GGGCCGCGCCGGGUGCGACGGCGGGACGCGGGGAGCUGCCUCUCGCCAUGGGCGGUGGGUGCCGGGCCCGGGCCCCGCCGGCCGCGGGGCUCCGGCUGCUGCUCGCCCACGCCGUGCUGCUCUGCGCCGCCGGGAGCGCCGCCGGCACCGGCUCCGUGAAUCCCUGCUGCUAUUUCCCCUGCCAGAACCAAGGGGUGUGCGUGAGGGUCGGCCUGAGAGGAUACGAGUGCGACUGCACGCGGACCGGCUACUACGGGGUUAACUGCACCUCCCCUGAGUUCUGGACACGUCUCCACAACCUGCUGAAGCCCAGUCCUGCCUUCUACCACUUCAUCCUGACCCACUUCAAGUGGUUUUGGGACAUUAUCAACAGCACCUUCAUCAGGGACACGCUCAUGAGGCUCGUGCUGACAGUUCGUGCCAAUCUCAUCCCCAGCCCCCCCACUUUCAACUCUGACUAUGGCUACAUCAGCUGGGAGGCCUAUGCCAACGUCAGCUACUACACCCGCGUCCUCCCGCCCGUGCCAGACAACUGCCCCACGCCCAUGGGCACCAAAGGGAAGCUGCAGCUCCCUGACCCCCAGCUCCUGGCUGAGAGGUUCCUGCUGCGGCAGAAGUUUGAGGCUGAUCCUCGAGGCACCAACAUGAUGUUUGCCUUCUUCGCCCAGCAUUUCACCCACCAGUUCUUCAAGACAUCUGGGAAGAUGGGACGUGGCUUCACCAAGGCUCUGGGGCAUGGGGUGGACCUGGGACAUCUGUACGGGGACAACCUGCAGCGGCAGCACCAGCUGCGACUCUUCCGAGAUGGGAAGCUGAAAUUCCAGGUGGUGGAUGGAGAGGUGUACCCGCCCAUGGUCACCGAGGCGCCGGUUCACAUGGUGUACCCGCCGGGCGUGCCCGAGGAGCAGCAGCUGGCCGUGGGGCAGGAGGUGUUCGGGCUGCUGCCGGGGCUCUGCGUGUACGCCACGCUCUGGCUGCGCGAGCACAACCGCGUCUGCGACCUGCUCAAGAGGGACCAUCCCACCUGGAGCGACGAGCAGCUCUUCCAGACAGCGCGGCUCGUCCUCAUCGGGGAGACCAUUAAGAUCGUUGUUGAGGACUACGUGCAGCACCUCAGUGGGUACUACCUGAGCCUCAAGUUCGACCCCGAGCUGUUGUUUGGGUCACAGUUCCAGUACCGCAAUCGCAUCGCGGUGGAGUUCAACCAGCUCUAUCACUGGCACGGGCUGAUGCCCGACUCCUUCAUCAUCCAGGGACAAGAGUACAGCUACAAGCAGUUCCUCUACAACACCUCCAUGCUCAUGGACUACGGCGUGGAGGCGCUGGUGGAGUCCUUUUCCAAGCAGGUAGCAGGAAGGAUCGGUGGGGGACAGACCAUCAAUGCCAAUGUCCUGCACGUGGCCGUCGGGGUCAUCAAGGAGUCCCGGCAGCUGAGGCUCCAGCCCUUCAACGAGUAUCGGAAAAGGUUUGGCAUGAAGCCCUACAAGUCCUUCCAGGAGCUGACAGGAGAGGAAGAGAAAGCAGCGGAGCUGGAAGAGCUGUAUGGAGACAUUGAUGCUCUGGAGUUUUACCCAGGCUUGCUGCUGGAGAAACCCCAACCCAAUGGCAUUUUUGGGGAAAGCAUGGUGGAGAUCGGAGCUCCAUUUUCCCUGAAGGGGCUUUUUGGCAAUCCCAUCUGCUCCCCAGAGUACUGGAAACCCAGUACAUUUGGUGGAGCAACUGGCUUUGAGAUCGUGAAGACAGCGUCCCUCGAGAAGCUCGUGUGCCUCAACGUGAAGAAGUGCCCGUACGUGGCGUUCCACGUGCCCGACGCCGCGGAGCACGGCAGCCCUCGGGCUGCUGGGUCAUCUACAGAGCUCUAGCAGGGCUGACCUGCCCAGGCAGGGACUGUCCUUGCCCUGGUGCAGGCUGAGCUGAGCUCCCAGCCCGGCGCUGAGGAUCCUGUUCCUUCCCACAGCCAAUGGUGGGGAUGCAGGAAGCUGCCACCCCUGUGCCGAGCAGAAACAGGACAGGACAUGGUCCCACCCCGGUGUCCUCCAUGCCAGCCCUCCAGGAGAGGCUGCUCCCUGCUCUCUGAAAAGCUCGAGUGCCUUGGGAGGGUGGCUGCCAGCCCCAUCCUCAGCAGACCCAGCUCUCUCGAUAGUGAAUACCUUGCACAGCUUUGGAGCUCCCCAGUGGACACUCUGGACUCCCCAGUGCUUUGUCACCUUCCAUCCCCACUGCCUCCCAGCACCAGGCCACCAGCAGCCCCUCUUCAGAGGGGUCAUAUCCACGUUAUGCCUGAAAACCAUUUUUAGAAUCAGUGAUAAGUGUAAGACUGGAAAAAUUUCAUUUUAGUUAACUGCUUAGCACUGACUUAAUUCUUACUCACCGGGAGUCCAGUUUUUCUUCACACGACAUCUAUUUGCAGUAGAGACUCUCUUUCCUGCUCAGAACAGGAGCCCAGAGCCCAGGGAGCACUCCCUCCUCCCCUGCUGCCCCUGGUGAAGGGAUGAGCUGCCCGAGGGAUGCAGAGGAGGUGGCAGCAUGCAGAGGGAGGGGAGGACACAAUGUCUGUGCUGCUCAGUAGUGCCUGAGCUUGCAGUAAAAACCUGUUCUGAUCCAGUUCUCCUGCAACAGCCUACCCAGCACAGCUGGGAGAAGGAACCAAAGCAGUGUCUCUCCUGGAGGAGACCAGAGAGAAGCAUGAGGUCGAUCCCCAGACCUGUGUCAUGCCAGCUUGGACCCUGGCACGUGCCACUGGCUGCCAACGCGGGGCUGCUCGGAGCAAGAUGCUACCUCUGUGCACACAAAGGGAUGGAGUCUCUUCCAUCCCAAAAUCAUCACCCUCCUCUGCACUAACAGCUCAGCAAACACACCCUCACAGCACACAGAGCCUGCUUCUGUCCUCCUCCCAAAACAGAGCUCAGCCCUUGCCCAGCCCAGCCAUGUGGUAGCUGGCAGCCACUCUCACUGGCCUUGAUCCCCACCAGAUCCUGGUCAAGCUCCAGGAAAAAGGACAUUUAAUAAAUGAUUUUAAAAACUCCUCUUAUCUCUGGCUGUGCUGGGCCAUUGCUGACUGCACCUGAAGCAAUAAAUGGAGCAACUUCUCCCUUAGAAGCUUUCAUGGAGGUCUCUGAGUGUCCUGAGGCAGUUGGAACUUUGCUCCCCUCUGGCCACCCCCAGCCCUGUGCUGCUCAAAUGCCACAGUUCAGAGUGUUUGGACAGUGCUCUCAGGCACAGGGUGGGAUUGUUGGGGUUGUCCUGGGCAGGGCCAGGAGUUGGACUGUGAUGAUGUUUGGGGGUCCCUUCCAAUUCAGGAUAUUCUGUAAUUCCAUGGUGACACCGCUUAGACCAACAUUGUGUAUUUCUCUCACAUAAAGACUAUCCA
Passer domesticus (house sparrow) is the source of this 3370-nucleotide messenger RNA. It is a transcript of the gene PTGS1, whose product is annotated as prostaglandin-endoperoxide synthase 1. The coding region runs from base 48 to 1862 and encodes 604 amino acids. The record is from RefSeq and is a predicted model, not a curated record. Gene Ontology annotation, biological process: cyclooxygenase pathway; response to oxidative stress. Gene Ontology annotation, cellular component: neuron projection; cytoplasm. Gene Ontology annotation, molecular function: heme binding; oxidoreductase activity, acting on single donors with incorporation of molecular oxygen, incorporation of two atoms of oxygen; prostaglandin-endoperoxide synthase activity. The transcript is spliced from 10 exons. Lineage: Eukaryota; Metazoa; Chordata; Aves; Passeriformes; Passeridae.